Molecule: messenger RNA, 2567 nt
Organism: Leptopilina boulardi
Lineage: Eukaryota; Metazoa; Arthropoda; Insecta; Hymenoptera; Figitidae
Gene: ND-75
Product: NADH-ubiquinone oxidoreductase 75 kDa subunit, mitochondrial
Exons: 11
Coding region: 212-2395 (727 amino acids)
Biological process (GO): ATP synthesis coupled electron transport
Cellular component (GO): membrane
Molecular function (GO): NADH dehydrogenase (ubiquinone) activity; iron-sulfur cluster binding
Source: RefSeq, a predicted model, not a curated record
GAUGGAAAAAUAAACUAAAAAAAAAAAUAUCAGUUCUUCAUCAUAUUAAAAUCUUGCUUAAAAAAAAAAGUAAAUAUAGUCGAUUAUUUAAUUAAAGAUUUUCAUAAUUGCAAUUUUGUGCAAUUUUGUGCAAUAGUUGCAUUUUUAAUUUUGUAAUUUGAUAAUAACGUAGUUUGCAGGUACAUUAGAUUUGUUUACCGCUUUUUAAAAAAUGUUGAGAUUACCAUUGGUCCGGGUGGCCGGACUGUCAAGUGGAAGAUUUGGUGGUACAAAUUUUCAUACAACUGUCAAUACACAGCAAAGUCAGGAUCUUGUUGAAGUUUUUAUUGAUGACAUUCCUGUUCAGGUACCACCUGGAACGACAGUUCUACAGGCAGCGGCAAAAAUAGGAGUUGAAAUUCCUCGUUUUUGUUAUCAUGAACGUUUGGCAGUUGCUGGCAAUUGUAGAAUGUGUCUCGUUGAAAUUGAAAAGCAAAUGAAGCCAGUUGCGGCGUGCGCAAUGCCAGUAAUGAAAGGUUGGCGUGUAAAAACAAAUUCAGAUCUUACGAGAAAAGCCCGUGAGGGUGUAAUGGAAUUUUUAUUAGUAAAUCAUCCGCUCGAUUGUCCAAUUUGUGAUCAAGGUGGCGAAUGUGAUCUUCAGGAUCAAAGUAUGGCUUUUGGUAGCGAUAGAAGUCGUUUUGUUGAUAUUAAUUUCAGUGGUAAACGUGCUGUUGAGGAUAAGGAUAUUGGCCCUUUAAUUAAAACAGUUAUGACACGUUGUAUACAUUGUACACGUUGUAUUCGAUUUGCUUCUGAAGUUGCUGGCAUUGAUGAUUUAGGUACUACUGGUCGUGGUAGUGAUAUGCAGGUAGGAACGUAUGUUGAAAAAAUGUUUCUUUCCGAAAUGUCUGGCAAUAUAAUUGAUCUUUGUCCGGUUGGUGCAUUAACAAGUAAACCAUACGCUUUUGUUGCACGACCAUGGGAAAAUCGAAGAACUGACAGUAUUGAUGUUCAUGACGCUGUGGGAAGCAAUAUUGUUGUCACUCAUCGAACUGGAGAAGUUCUUCGUAUUCUUCCCCGUGAAAAUGAGCAAGUAAAUGAAGAAUGGAUAUCGGAUAAAGUAAGAUUUUCCUAUGAUGGUCUUAAGCGACAGAGACUUUUAACGCCAAUGAUGAAAAUUGAUGGAAAAUUACAAAAUACUGAAUGGGAAGAUGCUCUUGUUUCUGUUUCAAGAGCUUUACAAGAUUUACCGGCAAAUAAAUGUGCGGCUAUUGCUGGUAAAAUGGCAGAUGCUGAAUCAUUAAUGGCAAUGAAAGAUUUAAUAAAUAAACUUGGCAGUGAAUUAUUAGCAACUGAACAAAAUUUUCCUAAAGAAGGUUCAGGUAUUGAUUUACGUAGUAAUUAUUUAUUGAACAAUAAAAUACACAAUUUGGAGGAUGCUGAUGUUAUUUUAUUAAUUGGCACUAAUCCAAGAUAUGAAGCGCCAUUAAUUAAUACACGUUUAAGAAAAGGUUAUAUUCAUGGUGAACAAACAAUUGCUCUUAUUGGACCAAAAGUUGAUUUAACGUACAAUUAUGAGCAUCUAGGACAGUCACUAAAAAUAAUAAAUGAGCUAAAGAGCGGCACUCAUGAUUUUAGUAAAAUUCUUUUGAAUGCAAAGAAGCCUAUGAUUAUAUUAGGAGCAAAUCAAUUGGAUCGUAAGGAUGGAGCUAAAAUUCUUGCUGAAGUACAAGAAUUGGCCAAAAUUGUGGGAGACAAAGGAACAAUCUCUUCGGAUUGGAAAGUACUUAAUGUGCUUCAAACAAAUGCAUCGCAAGUUGGCGCUUUGGAUCUUGGUUAUGGAUCGACAAUUGAAGAAUUGGAGAAAGCAGAACCGCGUUGUAUUUUCUUAUUGGGCGCUGACGAUUGUAAUGUGACAAAGGAAAAUUUUGGUAAAUCCUAUAUUGUUUAUAUUGGAAGUCAUGGCGAUAAAGGAGCAACAAUGGCUGAUGUUGUACUUCCUGCUGCUGCUUAUACUGAAAAAAAUGCAAGUUUCGUAAAUACUGAAGGUCGUUCACAGGAAACUAAUGCAGCAAUUACACCACCUGGAAUGGCUCGUCCCGAUUGGAAAAUAAUUCGUGCACUUUCAGAAAUCUCUGGAAAUUGUUUACCAUAUGAUACUCUAGCGGAAUUACGCUCUAGAAUUCAAGAAGUUGCACCGCAUUUAUCGCGAUACGGUGACGUUGAAUCGGCGAAUUUUACAAAUUUAGCAUUACAACUCGCAAUGAAAACUGGUGGUGCAUUGCUGCCAGAUCCAGUGGAAGUGAGACAGAAGACAUUAGAUCAAUUUUUCAUGACAGACGCAAUAUCGAGAGCAUCGCCAACAAUGUCAAAAUGUGUGCAAGCUGCAUUAAAACAACGUCAAUCACAAGUGUAAAAUUAUUAUUUAUUGCUUUAUAAACGAUCAAUGUAUAUAGAUGAGUUUUUUUUUGUUUUUUUAAUUUAUAGCUGAAAAUUUGUUUACAUAAGACUUAUAUAUAAUUAUAAUUAGUAAAUGAAAGAUCAAGUAGCUCAAGAAAUUGAUUAAAAAAAUAAAUCUAUGGAAAUUU